AAGGCCGGCCUUCACUACCUCAUCCCAGCGACAAGCAGCAACCGCGACUUCUGCAAGCUGCUCCUCUCCUCAACCAUCCUCGAUUACCCCACCCCGGUCUUGAUCAACUGGGGCGCACACGAAGAAGCCAACCCUUACAAGCAACAUCUUGCCAAAGUCGAGACGCUACUCGCUUACAUGAAGAGGCUGAAGCCUAUCAGCAAGGAAGAUGAUCUGGUCCUCAUCCUGGACGGUUACGACGUCUGGUUCCAAUUGCGACCUGACGUUCUGCUCAAGAGAUAUUUCGAGAUGAAUGCGAACAUGGACCAGCGAACCAUCCAGGCUUUCGGCCAAGACGCUUUCGAGAAGGGCGAUCACCGCACUACCGUCAUCUUCGGUCCUGACAAGAUCUGUUGGCCCAUCGACUUCAGUCGCCCUGCAUGCUGGGCUGUUCCGCACACUGGUCUCUCCCCGACCGCUUUUGGCCCCGAACCCAACGACUACAGAGAGACACACAACGAGCCCAGGUGGCUGAACUCAGGAACCAUCAUGGGACCUAUCCAGGACAUGAUUGACGUGUUCCAAGCAACUCUCGACCUGAUCCACUACAACCACACUACAGACUCUGAUCAAUUCUACUUUGCCAAUGUCUUUGGUGACCAAGAAUUCGCUCGUCUGUCUCUGGAUCAAGAGCUUCUCGAAACCCAAGCAAAGGAAAGAUACAGAGAGGAAUUCCGCAAAGAAGAGGAUCCGCCUCGCCAGAUUCCCGAGUUUGAUGUCGGACAGAGAACCGAGUACCACAUUGGUAUCGACUACUUCUCAGCUAUGUUCCAGACCUUGGCCUUCUACAAACAAUUCCUAGCCUGGAUCCGUCCAAGUGACUCCUGGGCGACCAAGACAAGCGAAGGCGGCGAUGUUACUGCAGAGAGAUACACUUUUAAGGUGGCCGAAGACAUUUCUUCUUCGCGCUCACCUUUCGCCGCGUUCGAGGCCUCACCACCUGCAUCGAAUACCUCAGUCGAGUAUCCGAAAUCGUGGGAGGAUGUCAGUCUUUGUGUCAACACUGUCACUGACCUGGCUCCUGUCACUUUGCACUUUACUGGCGAGAAGUCUUUGCGCGAGUUGUGGUGGGACAAGCUUUGGUUCUACCAAGAUGGCGAAGAGCUCCGCAAAGCCAGCCUGAGAAUGCCCGAUAGACCUAUCAGCGAGGAGCCCAUUGCAGGCAAGACAUGGUACAAGAUUGAAUCCAGUGACCCAGAGGCAGGAAAGGGAGGAGCAUGGGCUGACAAUGGCGGCUGGCACUCAUGGACCAGUCUGUGCAAGACGUACGAGGAUCAGAUCUUCCCUCGGAAAACGCUCAAGAAGAAGGGACCUCAUCAUCACCCUCCGCUACUAUCAAGACUGCGGAACGGCGUUCCUAUCAAAAGGUGGCUUUUUUUUAUUCAGCUGGCAGGCGUUGCAGGGCUUGCAAUCAUGCAUAAAUCGGCGAGAACGGGCUUCGAGGGGUCCCAACCAGUGGGUUUAUGGAUCCUUGUUAAUUCAUUUUUUGGCACAGACGCAGCGGCUCAUGCUAACCACUCGGCGCUCUCUCGCACAUGCGCGCGAAACACAAGUGUUCCUGCCCUCUCUUACGACAAGAUCACCCUUCAGGGGUUCUACUAUUUUUCCGUCCUUUGCUUACAAUUUCCAUUCUUUUGCCCUAUCUCGGUUGGUCUUUUGUUUUCGCACUUUCAGUCUUUUCGCAACCCAAAUCUAACAACACAGGGUGGUCAUGGCUCUGCCAAAUCUACAGUUUCCACCAAAGUGGAAUUGUUGCCUCCAGCCUACCUGCGAAUGGUCUAUCCAGUGAGGCACGCAGAUGCCAACUACUGCAAAACUAUUCUUAGUAGCGCCAUCCUGAAUUAUCCGGAACCAAUGUUGAUAGGAUUUGCGGGCAGUAAGCAGGAGGAAGAAGAUGCUGACUCCACUGUGGACUUGGCCCAACGCGUCUCUCGCAAGACCAGCAUCCUUGGCAUCGACAAGCACCUCAGGAACAUCUCGACAACUCGCGAUGAGGAUCUGGUAAUCAUAGCCGAUGGUCUGAACACCUGGUUCCAAUUGCGCCCUCAGACACUCCUCGAUCGGUACUUUGAAUCCAACAGGAACGCAGACGAGCGAAUCAGAAAGGAGUUCGGAGUGACUGCCGACGUCUUGAGUAUCCGUCAAAAGAUUAUUUUCGGUGCUCAGAGAGACUGCUCGCCAUGGAAUCCAGAAGAUCCAGCUUGUGCUGCAGUGCCAGAGUCGACACUGCCAAGGGACAUUUACGGACCUCAGACUGAUGCUGAAGUCGGCGAGAAGAAGGAUGCUUUCACCAAGCACCGUCCUCGAUACAUAAAC
Messenger RNA from Aureobasidium namibiae CBS 147.97, 2355 nucleotides. RefSeq lists its product as uncharacterized. The transcript is spliced from 5 exons. The record is from RefSeq and is a predicted model, not a curated record. The annotation marks the transcript as partial. NCBI's taxonomy places the organism in Eukaryota, Fungi, Ascomycota, Dothideomycetes, Dothideales, Saccotheciaceae.